This is a messenger RNA of Schistosoma mattheei, 3483 nucleotides long. The record is from the annotation of a GenBank genome assembly. Lineage: Eukaryota; Metazoa; Platyhelminthes; Trematoda; Strigeidida; Schistosomatidae.
GACUUCCCUGGCAGUGGUUGUAUGUACAUGGCUAUGUGAGAGCAUUUCGAGAGGCAGAGUUCACUCUCGGCCGUACAUGGGCAUUUGGGAGCAUGUAGCAAUUUAGACAGUAGUUAUCACAUGGUAUCAACUAUGUGAAAUUCGAGGUAGUUAGAACGUUUACCAAUAAGUGGGGAAGAGCCCUGAGGCCAUAGGCUUACUAUCUGAUUGACUUCGCCAAUAGUAUUUAGUUUCACAACUAGUAGAAUUUAAUCCAAUGAAAAGUGUGGGGAGGCAGAAACACAUUGUGGUGGAAAGAGAGGGGAUUCGUUUCUAACAAAUUAGAUAGGCUUUUUACAACUGUGCUGCCAAAUUGGUUAGAUCCGAUUGGGGUUGAUGCUUAAAGAAAAUUAAGGUUUAUUGACAUGUUCUAGGAAUUACGUGUUACAUCUAGAAGGUAAUCUCGUAACCUUGAUUUGUUUUUCAAGACCAGGCAGUCAGUUCGUCAUCAACUUUCAGACUAUUUAUUUAGAACAAAUUAAUGUUCCUAAGAAACUACCCUUAAACAUAUCACCACAAAGUCCUUUUAUAGAGACACUAGCAAUCAGUUUUGAAUGCGGUAAACAAACAAAUAUUUGAUUGAAAACUUAUAUGGUCUUCACCAAUAAGUAACCAUCAAUUUACAUACACUAAAUUAAUUGUGCUGACUUUUAGGUGACGAAGAAGCUCUAACUUAAUAUUUAGACACAAACUUGGUUGCGCUUAGAUAAACGGAAAAUCGCAUGUCUAGAUGAUAUAGGUAUAGAAAGCAACAAAAUAGAUUCAAUCAAUUAACUGGAAAUGUGGGGAUUAGCAUUAGUGGUUCUAAUUUCAUUGUUUAAACUAGGCUUAUGAUUUUGGAACUAAGUCCACAAUCUAACUGACAAUCCACAAAAUCACGAGUUUAUUUAUUCAUUGUUAGCACCAGGUUUCGUGAACAGAACACUGAUAUGUGGCUCUAAUAAUAUUCCUUUAUCUAGAAGUUCCGCAUGACUUUCAGCUAAGGGGUCUUGUGGUAGUAUUUUACCUUGAAAGCUUCGCUAAAAGUACGUAAAUCUUCCUAAAUCUUCUGAUUCGAAAGCUUGAUCGUGUUAGAGUUUGUAACAAAAUGUUGGCUGAGUCAGUAACUUAAGGUAUCUGUCCCAUAUUCUCACUUAACUCCAUUAUAUAUACACACCUUCCCCAUCUACCUUUUGAGACCUAUCUCCCACUUUCGCAGGUUACAGUCCUGCUUGAUGAAGAUGGUGACAGAAUGUAGCCUUUGGAAUCUUUUGAGUAACAAUGCAAGGAUGUUUAGGGUAUGUUUCCUUAUCGAUGUAAUACUUAAAUUCAGAGCUGAUCUUCAUCAACAUCUAGACUGAUUAUAGGUAGCAAAACUAUUGUGCACGCUAACUACACUUUUCCUGUUGAGUAUCAACCUCGCCUUAUCCAAUGGAAGCUGACAAAGAGCCGUCGAUCAACAUAGACAAUUCAGAAAUAGUUGUCCUUAGUUCAGAUGAUGAAAAUGAUUCACAGAAUUCGCAUGACAAUAUUUCAAAUGAAAAACUUUCAAGCAGUGUUAUAUCUGUCGAAGAUGAUGAUGAUAAUAAUACUAAUAAUGACGAGUCUGCCGAAAGCGACUGUGAAAUCUUAAAUGUUGAAGAGUUGCAAGGUGAAGAGAAGUGGCGUGAUAUUCAUGGUCCUUUCAAGCGGCUGAAUAGGCUCAUACAAGCUGGUUUUAAUGAUCCACGGCUAUUGUUGGUUCGUGUUUUUGGGAUGGAUGAAAACUCUUUACCAUCUGAUCCUAACCAAUUAUUAAGUUUAUUAUUGACACUUUUGGCCGAACCUGCUCCACGACGUAGACUGCGCCGUAUAAAUAGUUUAGAAAAAGUUCUGUCACUUCUGUCUACUUGUACGUCAAUCCUCGUAAUCACUGGUGCUGGGAUUUCAGUGUCAUGUGGAAUUCCUGAUUUUCGUUCUCGUGAUGGUAUUUAUGCUCGCUUAUCUCGGGAUUAUCCAGAUCUAUCAAGUCCACAGGCAAUGUUUGACAUGUCAUAUUUCAAACGAAAUCCUAUUCCUUUCUUUAAAUUCGCCAAGGAGCUCUUCCCUGGCCAGUUCUCACCCUCGAUUACUCACCGGAUGAUUGCUUUAUUGGAGUCCAAAGACAAAUUAUUGCGUAACUACACACAGAAUAUUGAUACUUUGGAACAGGCUGCUGGAAUUACUCGACUUAUUCAGUGUCAUGGUUCAUUUGCAUCAGCCACUUGUACAAACUGUAAACUAAAAGUUUCAUCGGAUUUUAUUAAAGAGGCUAUUUUUAAUCAAUCUAUACCACGAUGUACAAAUUGUUGGCCGUCAAAAAUCGAUUCGUCAUCAUUAUUACCAGAUGAAAUGAAUGAUUCGGAGUCUACAAAUCAUUCAUCUGAUUUAUCUACUGUAGAAGAAAAUCCCAAUAAUAAUAAUAAUAAUAAUAUGUCAGUUGAUACAUCUCCAAAAGUUAAAUCGAAACGAACUAAUAAAUCUCGACGUAGACUAGCUUCAUAUGGUGUAUUAAAACCGGAUAUCGUGUUUUUUGGUGAAGGUUUAUCAAAUGAAUUUCAUGACUCUCUUUCUAAUGAUAUAAAACAGACGGAUCUAGUUUUAGUUAUUGGAUCAUCGUUAAAAGUUCGACCUGUCUCUCAUAUUCCUAAUGCUGUUCCUAGGCAAGUUCCACAAAUACUUAUUAAUAGAGAACCGCUAUCUAAUCAUGAUUUUGAUGUUGAAUUACUUGGAGAUUGUGAUAUCAUUGUCAGCGAAUUAUGCCAUCGAUUGGGUUGGGAAGUUUCCGGAUUAUCAGACUAUACACCUCUUACUGAAAUUCCCUUAAAUUCGCUAAAAAAUACAACUGAACCACUAAAGUCUGAUGAAAAAUCUCCAAAUAUAUCUCCUCUCAUUGCUCAGGACACAGUGUCUUCGGACUUAGUGAACAAUCAAUCCCAAAUAAAUAAUUCAGAAGUUGAUGGAAAGACUUGUACCUCUACUGUUGUUUCUACGUCUGAUAAUUCUUCAGAGAUGAUUAAUAAGAAUUCUCCGAAUGAUGCAGUAAUUGAAGUUAGUGAAGAUGAGGAAGAUGGAGAGUGUGUUUGGGAGGUAGCGUCAAGUUUACCACCUGGAACAUUUACUCGUAUUUAUCCAAAUCAGUAUGUUUUCCCUGGUGCUGAAAUAUAUUUAGACAGUAAACCCGGUGAAGUAACGAUCUCAUGUAAUGCCUCAGAUAUCUCUAUUACGUCGAAUGCAUCAUCAGCAUCGUCUACUUCCGGUCAUAAUGAUGACUUAGAUCAGAUAAGAGAUUCACUUAAAGAUGAAUCUGUUUCCAUUGAUAUAACUGAAAAAGAAGAGUCCAGUAUUCAUUCAUCUGAUUCGCGUAAAUCUUUAAAACGGCAUAAUUCCAAUGAGAAUCUGUCUUUGAAUAAACAAUCAUCGUUAAAACAACCUCGAUCUAUGUAA